AUGAAUGAUCUUUUGGAAAUUAAAUUGUUGAACAAGAGCGAAGAUGACACUCUUCGUAUUCAUCACCUUCCAUGCAAAAUUGAUCAUAAUGGUCAAGCCCAAGUUGAUAAAUAUUUUGAAGGCAAUGUAAAGGAAAAACGAGCAGACAAUAAUGUACAUGGCCAACAAAACGUUGGAGAGUCCUCGGAACCACAAAGCAACACAGUCAUCUUUGAAUCUUCGUUUAGAGGAAGACCUCUUCAAGGAAAACAAGUAAAUUUCGAUGAAGAAUUAAAAAAUCAAGACUUAUUGGAUGUGACUGGUUAUAUCAUCAAUGAAGACAAAAUUUCUGUUCACCGAUUCAAAGAAUUCACCACGUGGACUCUCGACCAAGACCCACAACUUGAACAAGACAUUCAAUCGUCUCUGGAUUGGAUUCAAUUUUCAUCCAUUAUUCAUCAAGAAAUAAAACCUAAUCAAAGUCUGUAA
Naegleria fowleri is the source of this 468-nucleotide messenger RNA. RefSeq lists its product as uncharacterized. Gene Ontology annotation, cellular component: ribonuclease H2 complex. The record is from RefSeq and is a predicted model, not a curated record. Gene Ontology annotation, biological process: RNA catabolic process. The transcript is spliced from 2 exons. The coding region runs from base 1 to 468 and encodes 155 amino acids. NCBI's taxonomy places the organism in Eukaryota, Heterolobosea, Eutetramitea, Acrasida, Naegleriidae.